UGCGGCCCGGGCUGGGAGGUGCAGGGCCCGCCCCGCUCUGCGGGAGGCGGCGCCGCCAUUGGCCCGGCCUUGGCGGGCCGGGGCUGCCUGUGCCACCGCCUCCCUUCCCCUCAGACGGGUGAGGACGCGGCUGUGACGGGGACGAGGGGAUGUUUUGUUUGUUCUUAAACCCUGGAUAUGCUGGGUCAGUGAACUGUUACUCCAGGAAGCAGAGCUGAGUGGACAAGCUGAGAAGACAUCAUUCUAAUGGCAAGUGGGAAUGCAACACUUAUCCCAAAGCCUCUCAUCUAGGGAAGUAUGUAUAUCCAAGACAGCAGCACUCGGGGCUCCUUAAACCACUGUCUGUGACCUGAUCCAGCUUUCUCAGUACCUGCUGAAGAAGACUUUUCUUCUGUACCUCUAAAGCAGUCUACAAGAUUAUCCUCUCCAGCAGGAUUUAAUUUCUUCCUGGACACUCUACCCUGCACGUACAAGAUGAUUGACCUAAGCUUCCUAACAGAGGAGGAACAAGAGGCAAUAAUGAAGGUGUUGCAACGGGAUGCAGAGCUUAAAAGAGCUGAAGAAGAGAGAGUCAGGCGUUUACCAGAGAAAGUCAAGGAUGAUGUUCAGCUCAAGAACAUGAGCGGGCAGUGGUUUUACGAAGCCAAGUCCAAGAGGCACAGAGAUACGGUACAUGGAGCAGAUAUUAUCAGAGCUUCCAUGCGCCGGAAGCCUGCACAUCCUGCUGAAGUGAGUCAGAGCAAAUCAAACAAAGUGAAGAACAGCUGGGUGAGCAAUGUUAAUAAAGAAGUCUUUGUGCUGCCAGAACUACAUGGUAUUGUGGAACACCAAGAAGAAGAGGAACAACUGAAAUCCAGUUCAAGUUCUAAAACAAUAACCUCUGUGUUGGACAAACCAGAGGAGAGACCUAUGAAGGCAGCAGUCUUCUCAGUAAAGCAAAGGAGAAACCCAUUUAAUUCCACUGCAUCAGGUGAUAACUUGCACAGUGGGGAAUUGGAAAACAGACCAGCCACUCUACCUCAGCUACCAAAGAAGGAAAUUUUGUCACCCUCAGAAGAGAGCCAACCUACUAAACCCAACUUACACAGUGAGGAAACAGAGAAGCACAAGCAACCUUCUGUGGAACCUAUUGAUGAAUCACAGAAAGCAGUGAAGCGUCCUGUCCCAAAAGCUAGGAAACUAGUUCACAAAGCACCAGAUCCUGUGUCACAAAGAGAAGACCUUGUUCCAAAAGCAGCCAAGCAGACUGAAAGGAUGAAUGGCAUCGCUACACCACCCAGGGGCAUUCUGAAGCGCAGCUCAAGCUCCAGUUCCACUGACUCAGAAGUUCGUGUUAGUCAGGUGUUAGAUGGUCAGAAAAAGAAUGGUCUUCCUGCUGCAACUAUAUUUGAAGGAGAAGCUGAGAAUUCCCUUAGGGAAGAAGCAGAAGACUCCACACAAAUUUCACUGGAAAAACUGAAACAAGUCAGGUUCUCUUCUAGCACAAGAAAAGAAGAACCUCUGCAAAGCCCACAGCCACACCAUGGUAGAGAAACAGGAGAGUUUGGUUUGUUAGACUCUGAUGAAAUAAAAAGUGGUGGAAACGAUGCUAUUAGAUCAGAUUCAUCUGGGAAUAAGCACAUUUCUGCUGGAAAUCCUUUGGGAACCUAUUCAUCGGCUUUACAAAUAAAGCCAGUAGAUGGCUUACAAGAAGAUACAUCGGCAUCCGGCCUUUGUGACAGUAAUAGGCCAGUCUUCCUGACCAAUGAAACCUUGCAGACAAAGACUGUCACUCCUAAGAAACUUGAAACUCCACAGAAGACCUCCAGCAAUAUCCUGCCAAAUAGCAAUAAUGAACCGAGUGUUGAUGAGAUAUGUGAGAAUAAACCCAACCAGAUCUCACGCCAUGAAUCAAAAUCACACAAAGACUUUACUGAUGAACAUCAGCUUUCUGCUAAGACAGAAGCACAUGAGGUGUCAAAUACCAAUUCUACGAGUCUUCAACAAGGUAAGCCUGAUCUUGUUGAGGAGCAAGAUGCUAAAACCACUUUAAAGCCUGACAAAAAUGCUGAUGAACUCAAAGUGGCCGAUGAAUCUGUGUCAAAAGUUUUAGAUGGGUUUGAAAGAAGUUCUGAUGCUGAAGAUGGGAAAUUUGUGUCAGCUAGAUCCCAAGGCAGGGAACCCAAAGAGGAAGUGGACUUCUCAGCCAGAACACCAGUUCUUCGUUCAGAACACAGUGGGCCCAGUAUGGCUGGAAAAACAGGAGUUACGGAAGAGUUACUGUCUGGAAAGAUUAAACAACACAGCAGUAUUUCACCUACAUCACUUAGGUCAGGAGAUACACAACUGAUUACAGGGAGGAUAAAACCUAAGAAAGAGGAAGAGAAUGAGGAGCAACAUGGCAAAUCGCUAACUGAACUUGACUGUACAAGAGUUGAAGAAGAGCAUGGUCAAGAAAGCAAGCGACAAAAUGAGAAAUCAAAUCUCUUGGGACAUGAAGAAGACAAGCUACCAGCUGAGAAAUGUGAGUCAGAGAAGGCAAUAAGAGUAAGAAGAAGAAUAAGGGAAAUCAGAGCAUUCUGGGAAAGGGGUCAAACUACUCCCAGUCAUGGGGUGAAAGAAGUUAGUGUCAAUACUAAUGCAUCAGGUGAUGGUGCAUUGGAAGGUCUUGGGGUAAGUGACAAAAUAAAAUCAACUGCAGGGUAUGUACCUAGUGGAUUGGAUGAUCAAAGGAAGAAUACACCAACAAGUGCUGAACCAAGCUGUGUAAGCCAGGCUUCAGAAAAUGAGCAUCAAAACUCUUUUGAGUUUAGACCAGGCCAUGCAGCUGGAGAGACAGAAAGAACAUUUCCGUCUGAUGAAGUUCAUGAAUAUACAGAGUUACCAAAGGCUGGUGACUUGCAACCAAGAGUUGGUGCCACUUCAGCUUCCCCACAAAGCAAAGACAAAAAUGAGAAAGAAGCACUUAAAGGAAGAGCUUCUGCUUGCUCCCAACAGAAACCCAACUUCCAGAUUUUGUCUUUAAAAGAGAAAAUCAACGAGAAGUCCAAGAAUCGAAUUUCGGAUCCUUUGCAGUUCCAGAAUUUGAGAAACUUCUGGGAUACUGGAGCUAAAUUAGAGAGUAGCAUUGACAGGGGAGAUGUUUCUUUGCCUAAUAAUACUAGUUCAAUAACCCAUGAGAGAAAAUCAAAGGAGAAUGAAGAAGGCAGAGAUAAUGUGAGCAAGCAAGAGUUAAUCCAACAACAAACCCAAAUGUCAGAGAGAGAGAACCAACAGAAACCUGAUUCUGUGCUGUGUGAACUGCCUCUAGGAUCUGCUACCCUGGAAGCUCUGAAUAUGACACAGACAAUGUCACAGCUGGACAGAAAGGUGGUCAUCUCAGAACCCAAGGAAAAGAUGGGUCUUCCAGAGCAAGAAGUUAAAGAAUGUGUAGAAAAAAGUUCAGAAGAAUUAAACCCUGUUUUGCUGGCUUUGAAAAGGAGUGCAGAUAGGAAAAUGCCUUCCAAAAGUCUAGAGGACAUUCCAUCAGCCACCUCAAAUAAAGGAAAAAUAAAUAAUCCAAAGGAAGAAUUAGCUCUUAGUGCUGAAGAUGGUCCGAAACCUGAUCAGCAUCAAGAGAGGAAUGAAAAUACCACGGGAAUUUCCACAGUGUCUUCACAGCCUGACAAGUUGUUUUCCAGUCCUGAAAAACUCAAAGGACUGAGCAAGUCGGUACCAUCAUUUCUACAGGAAGAGAGUGAUGACAGAGAGACAGAUACAGCAUCAGAAAGCAGUUAUUCCCUUGGCAGAAUCAAGAAGAGUCCCAGCUCUCUAACCAAUCUUAGCGGCUCCUCUGGCAUGGCCUCCUUAUCCUCUGUGAGCGGAAGCCUCAUGAGCAUCUAUAGCGCAGACUUUGGCAAUGUUGAUGUGAAGGGGAACAUCCAGUUUGCCAUUGAUUAUGUGGAACAGCUGAAGGAGCUUCACAUCUUUAUUUGCCAGUGCAAAGACUUGGCAGUGGCAGAUGUUAAGCGCCAGCGUUCAGACCCGUAUGUAAAGACCUACUUGCUUCCAGAGAAAUACAAGCUGGGCAAACGGAAGACUUCUGUCAAAAAGAAAACUUUUAAUCCAGUCUAUAAUGAAAUAUUGCGGUAUAAAAUUGAGAAGGAUCUCCUAAAAUACCAAAGCCUCAAUAUCUCUGUGUGGCACAAUGACACCUUUGGGAGGAAUAGUUUCCUUGGAGAAGUGGAGCUGGAUUUAGGAACAUGGGACUGGAAUGAGAAAUCCAACAAGCAGAUCAACUGGUUUCCACUCAAGCCAAGGACUUCAACAAUGACUCUUCAACUAGAAAACAGAGGGGAGAUGAAACUGGCCCUUUUGUAUGUCCCACACCCUGCUGGAGUGAAAAAGACUGUACCUACUGGUGAGGUCCACAUCUGGGUCAAAGAAUGCCAUGACCUUCCUCUUCUGAGAGGCAAUAGGCUCAACUCUUUUAUUAAGUGUACCAUUCUGCCAGACACCAGCCGAAAAAGCCGCCAGAAAACAAGAACAGUGGCAAAAACUACAAACCCCAUAUUCAACCACACCAUGGUCUAUGAUGGCUUUAGACCAGAAGAUUUGAAAGAAGCCUGUGUAGAACUCACAGUCUGGGACCACAACAAACUGGCCAACCACUUUCUGGGAGGUCUCAGAAUAGGCCUUGGAACAGGCAGAAGCUAUGGGACUACAGUAGAUUGGAUGGAUUCUACUUCAGCAGAAACUGCCCUCUGGGAGAAGAUGAUGAACUCUCCAAACACUUGGAUAGAAGACACGCUACCUCUCAGGAUGCUAAUGGUUGCAAAGUUGACAAAAUAAGGUGGCUUUUUAAUUGCUAGUGUCCAAAAGAAACCUUGGCAAUAAAAUUAAAGGUGUAGGGGUGAAACUUGGAAGAGGAACACAGUAGUUCUUUGACAGUCUCUGCUCAGCUGCUCUUCUGGUUUUGUGCUGUCAAAUGUCACUUCAUGUUUCAAAUUAAAUAUCUGCCUGAAGAUUAGUAUGUAAAUUUUUAAGGGAUUCUUUCACUUCUUAUUCACUGAAAAGGACUUAAAGAAGGUGGCACUUAAAGAAUUCAGUGGUAGAGGUAGCUAUGCUGCCCGGAUGCUUGUGUCGCCGAACAGAAGUGAUCCCUUAAAUAAUCUAGAUUACCAGCAAAACCCCUGAGUCAGCUCUUUCUCUACACCCCAGGAUUGUUCAUGAGGUGUUCUUAAUAAGACAGCAACAAGUUGCAUUUUGUUCAUACUCACAGGGUGUGUUGGAUCCUCAUCAUGCCAUGCUAGGUCCUUUAGUUGCAGUUGUACGUUUCUAGGAUAUGAAAGUCACUUCUACAGUGAAAGCAGCAUGAAGAACACUGACAGUGUCCUAUCUGUCAAGGUGCAGAGGACUCUUAGUUCCAAUGUACUAUAAAAAUCAGGGUUAUACAACUUUGCUUGUAUGUGGCUUGUUUUGCUCAUGUACAAUCCUCACUUUUAAAUGCUGGAGGCAGAGAGGCAAAACUUCUUUUUUUUUAUUCUGAUACUACUCUAAAGGAUCUAAACCUGCCAAUUUUAGCGAUGACCAGUGUGUUGGGUAUUUAUUCUGUAAGGAAUACUCAGCUGUAUCUAUAGCCGUGAGCUUGGUGUUUGGCUAUAAUUUAUCUGUGCUUCAGCGCCACCGUUAGGAGAACACUGGGGUUCUGGUGGCCCUGGUUUAGGGAGCUUUGCAGUACAGGGAGUAGGACUGGGACCUGCAGAAAUGUGUGCUAUUAGAGUAAUAUAAAUGCAUAAAAUACCCAAUGUAUUACUUUUUUAAUAAAAGAAGCCUAUUGAAGCUAAA
This is a messenger RNA of Pezoporus occidentalis (night parrot), 5805 nucleotides long. It is a transcript of the gene SYTL2, whose product is annotated as synaptotagmin like 2. The record is from RefSeq and is a predicted model, not a curated record. The transcript is spliced from 20 exons. Gene Ontology annotation, biological process: exocytosis; intracellular protein transport. The coding region runs from base 475 to 4809 and encodes 1444 amino acids. Gene Ontology annotation, cellular component: exocytic vesicle; plasma membrane. NCBI's taxonomy places the organism in Eukaryota, Metazoa, Chordata, Aves, Psittaciformes, Psittacidae. Gene Ontology annotation, molecular function: small GTPase binding; neurexin family protein binding.